This is a messenger RNA of Aspergillus fumigatus Af293, 756 nucleotides long. RefSeq names its product SNARE domain protein. Gene Ontology annotation, biological process: Golgi vesicle transport. Gene Ontology annotation, cellular component: membrane. The record is from RefSeq and is a predicted model, not a curated record. Lineage: Eukaryota; Fungi; Ascomycota; Eurotiomycetes; Eurotiales; Aspergillaceae.
AUGGAUAGCACAGAUCCUUUCCUUCAAGUACAAGCAGACGUUCUGUCGACGCUGCAAUCCAGCCGGCCCCUUUUCUCCUCAUACCUUCGUAUCAGAUCUCUCGCAAAAUCGCCAUCAAAUCCAGAACUCCAACAAGCCCGCGCAGAGCUCGAGGCUACACUGACAGACUUAACUGCGGAUCUGGAUGAUCUCGUCGGGAGUGUGCGCGCAAUUGAGCAAGACCCGUACCGAUAUGGCCUCGAAAUCGACGAAGUCGCACGCCGACGGAAGUUAGUGGACGAGGUUGGAGAUGAGGUCGAGAAGAUGAGAGAGGAGCUGCAGAGGGUGGUCACAACUGCUGACACAGCUGGCGGGACCAAGGCACAUACAGGUUCUACGUCAGGACUGCCCAAUCCGUCUGACUUUGAUAAUGUGCUCUCUCCCUCGGAUGAUCGAGGGGACGAUUACUACACUGCUCUUGAGCAGCAGCGGCAGAUGGAGCUGAUGCAUGAACAAGAUGAACAGCUAGAUGGGGUAUUUCGCACUGUGGGCAACCUACGGCAGCAGGCAGAUGACAUGGGGAGAGAGCUGGAAGAGCAGGCAGUCAUGAUCGACGAGGUGGAUACAUUGGCCGAUAGAGUUGGGGGCAAGCUGAGCAACGGGAUGUCACGGAUAAAGCACAUCGUGCGAAAGAACGAAGAUACAAUGUCUUCAUUCUGCAUCGCGGCUCUCAUCUUCGUCCUGGUGCUACUACUAAUUUUGGUAAUCGCAUUGUGA